AUGGAAAGGGUAGAAGAUCAAGUCGAAUAUUUGAAGCAAAGGUUUCAAAGGGCAUUCGUGCCUAACACUUUAUACACAGAACCUGGACCAACAGUAGAAGGGUGUCAAAAGGAGGCCUCGAUUUUAAUAUUACUUCAUUGGAAAGGUAAAUAGUUUAUAUUAUAUAUAUUCUAAUCCAUUCGGAGAAAGUCUAAAAGGCUAAAAAAGCCUACAGUGAUAGAAAAAGUAUUAUUACGUUAGUCAAAUUGCGAUGACAAGGAAUCGGGAGCUACGCCUUUUGCAACCAUCAUAGCUCCUUAAGAUGAUACCAACUAAGUAUGUGUGCCUUCAGAUAAUGACUGGCAUGUCUUCCUUACCCUCCGAUCAGCUCAUUUGAGGGCUCAUGCAGGCGAAGUCAGUUUUCCUGGAGGCAAAAGAGAAGAACAAGACGAAAGCUUUGUGGAAACAGCGCUGAGGGAGGCGAAUGAGGUGAAUAAUAUUCUAGGAACCGAAAUUCCGAGUAAUCAAUACUGAAUUUAGUUUUUUAGGAAGCCGGAAUUCCCUACGACUCCGUCAUCAUUGUUGGAGCUAUUUCUCAUCUAAUCACACGAAUGGGUAUCCAAGUCCGACCCAUUCUGGCUGUCCUUCGAGAGGAAUUUGAACCAGAAAUCAACGAAGAAGUUGAGCGGGCUUUCUGGAUGCCCUUGAGUGUUUUCCUGUCAAAGGAACAUCACGAAGAUCUUUAUUUCCCUGAGGCCAAAUUAAAAUCGCAUAAAGUUGAGGUAUGUCAUACUCUGGUGUAAAUCUUGAUUUUUUAUUUUUUGCUUCCAGUAUAAUGGAGAAUAUAUCUUUGGCUUUACCUCCUACGUCGCCAUCCUGAUUGCAAUGAAUGUCUACAAUAGGUUUCCAGAGUUCGAAAUCAGCAAUAUGAACACGUCCGAGUCUCCAGAAGAAUGUCUAUGUAAGGAGCUCAUGGUGUAUAAUACGAUGCCCCAGUUGGUAAAACAAGAGGAAUACGAUUCAAUGACCAAAAGCAAACUCUAA
Molecule: messenger RNA, 1023 nt
Organism: Bursaphelenchus xylophilus (pine wood nematode)
Lineage: Eukaryota; Metazoa; Nematoda; Chromadorea; Rhabditida; Aphelenchoididae
Source: the annotation of a GenBank genome assembly